AGAAUUUCCUCGCAUUGGAAAAUCCAGAGUCGAAAACUACCAUUUACGCCUUCAAGUUCUACAAUAGUCUUUCUUAAUGAUUCUUUCAUAAUGCCACCCGCAACGAAGUCAAAACGCAUGACAGCGAAUCCCGCGCGACCCACACGAUAUCGCGCAGGAAAAGCAACAGGUGUAUCAUCAUCCGAAUCAGAAUCAGACACCAGUGAAGCCGAAGCCGAGCAGAAACAGCGGGCGAAGCGCAAAAUUCCGCCACCACCAAAAGCCCCAAGUGCAGGCAAAAUCAUUAGCAACCUCAGUAGAGUCAAUCUAGAUGAGCGCAAAAAACAAGAUCAAGAGACUGAGAUCAGACGCGUGGAGGCUGUAAAAGCCGCUCGCCUGGCAGCCGAGGAAGGGUUCGUUACGGAGGAAAGCGAGGACGAGGAAGAGAGUGAAGAUCAAAGUGGGGAAGAUAAUAGUGAAGAUGAAGAGAGUAGCGAAGAAGAGGCACCUCGACGGUUGAUGUUGAAGCCGAAGUUCGUACCCAAAAAUCAACGGAACAAGAUAUCCACCCAGGAGCAAGAUGAAGCGUCUAGUCGAGCCGAGGAAGAAGCAAAGAGAAAGAAGGCCAUGGAUGAUAUGGUUGAAGAGCAAAUGCGUAAAGACGCUGCCGCCCGCGCGACUAGGAAAGGGCACUGGAACGAUAACGUGGACGAGGAAGAGGACGUUGACACCGAAGAUGACGUAGAACCUGAGGCUGAAUAUGCAGCAUGGAAAGUGCGGGAGCUAAAGCGCAUCAAACGGGAACGCGAGACUAUCGAAAAGCGCGAGAAAGAAAGAGAAGAAGUUGAACGCAGACGAAACUUGACAGAAGAGGAACGCAAAGCUGAGGAUGAUGACUUCCUAGCUAAGCAGAAAGACGAAAAAGAUUCGAAGGGAAAGAUGUCGUAUAUGCAAAAGUACUUUCACAAGGGUGCAUUCUACCGGGACGAGGCCGAAACCGAGGGCUUAGCCAACCGGGACAUCAUGGGCACGCGGAUCAUGGACGACGUUAAGAACCGCGAUUUGCUUCCAAAGGCGCUCCAAAUGCGCGACAUGACAAAAUUAGGCAAGAAAGGGGCGUCCAAGUACAAGGACCUCAGGUCCGAAGACACUGGCCAAUGGGGGAACUUCCGCGACACAAGACCAGGCAAGGAUUUUGACCAGUAUAACGUCGACGACAGGUUUAAAUCUGAUUACGGUAGAGAUAAGUCUGGGCCAGGAGGAGCCAACGCGAUUCCCCUCGGCGAGAGGAAAAAGCCUAUUCCGGGUGCGCCGCAAGGGCCUCGCAAUUUCGAGCGACGACAAAAUCAAGAUCGGAAUAGCUACCGACCAAGGGAUGACCGUAGAGAUAGAGACGGGCCUGAUCGGGACGGUUACGGUAGCCGGAGAAAGAGGGAUUCAUCACGGGAUGCGGAUCGCUACGAAAGUGACAAGAGGCGAAAGACGGAUACCAGAUAGACAGUUUCGUCUAUUUGUCACACUUCUAUCCUCCCGAGGAGACUAGGUACUUUGUUGGAAACGCAUACAUGCAGAACAGAC
This is a messenger RNA of Annulohypoxylon maeteangense, 1557 nucleotides long. RefSeq names its product splicing factor, Prp19-binding domain-containing protein. Gene Ontology annotation, cellular component: U2-type spliceosomal complex. The record is from RefSeq and is a predicted model, not a curated record. The transcript has a single exon. Lineage: Eukaryota; Fungi; Ascomycota; Sordariomycetes; Xylariales; Hypoxylaceae. Gene Ontology annotation, biological process: mRNA splicing, via spliceosome. Gene Ontology annotation, molecular function: RNA binding. Bases 91 to 1476 code for a protein of 461 amino acids.